Molecule: messenger RNA, 18021 nt
Organism: Phyllopteryx taeniolatus (common seadragon)
Lineage: Eukaryota; Metazoa; Chordata; Actinopteri; Syngnathiformes; Syngnathidae
Gene: crfb2
Product: cytokine receptor family member b2
Exons: 7
Coding region: 1178-2566 (462 amino acids)
Molecular function (GO): protein binding
Source: RefSeq, a predicted model, not a curated record
UAUGAUUUGCAAAUCAUUGUAUUCUGUUUUUAUUUGUUUAACACAACGUCCCAACUGAAUUGGGGUUGGAUAUCGAUCUGUAGCGAUUAUGUAUGAAAUGAGAAUUGUAAUUAAUUUAGGAUAAAGUAAUAAGCUGGGAGCGACGUUUGCGUUACUUCCGGUUUAUCGUAAAAUUUGAUUUUAUUGUUAAAAUCAAACUGUCUCGAAAAGGUUUAACUUUAGCUUUAGGCGAAAUGACGACAAACCUUUUUAAAUCGGUCUCAUGAUCCUCAGGUUGCUACACUACACAACAUUUUGAGUCCUAGGUUACAGAGGUUUACUCAAAUUCAGAACACACACAAAAUACGACCACAAGUGGGAUUUUAUUGUAUAUUUAAUGAAACACACAACUACAACAAGCAAAUAACACAAAGGGUAAACGAAAGAGAGAAAAUAAGGCGUACGAAAAUGGAAAAGAGGACAUUGUGUGUGGUUGCUGGGCUAAACUAAAUGAGCAUGUGAGCGUUUAAUGCGUUUAGUCAGAGCGAGAGAAGGCAAAGUUGGGAUUUCGUAUGAAGGUAGUAAUUUCCCCACAAUUAUUACGCACUGAUGUUAUACAUCAUAGUAAGGAUUGCAGUGUCAACUCACGAACGCAGAUCAGCUGGUCUUUGGGGUGGUCAUCCUGUGGACCUCAGGCGGGAAAGAAGCAGGUUGGGUUGAAGAAAAACCAGAUGCCCGAAAAUAAAAAGAAGUAGGAAAGUAAAGUUGUUGUCCCGUGUGGGAUGCGCUCAUAACUUCCUUCCCGGUUGACCUGGCGGCGGGCUGAGCUCUGGCCCUCAGAGGCUUGCGGAAUCCGUCCGGGAUGCCGGCAGUUGCUCGUUGAGGCCCCACCGACCGAUCGUGGCUAGGGAAAGCGAUCGGAGCCGCACGGUCGACUUCUUCGAUUAAAAACGCCACGGUUUGGUUGCGGCGGGCGUUCGCGCACGUGGUGGUACCCGGAGGUGCCUGAGGACAAAAAGAGAACAAAAGAAGGCGGAGGGGUUGCCGGAGGCCACCCAGCUGGUGAGCUGCCAGCACAGAUACGAGGGGAAGGAAAAAGAAGCCUCAACUCAAGUCAAGUCCACGCAACUCUGAGAAAGCUUUGAGUGAACUUCCCCAACCGGUGAACGUGUUGAUCAUCUCCAUUAAUUUCAUUCAUAUGCUAACAUGGGAACCUGGACCAGGCACACCUGCGGAUCUUUAUUACCAAAUCAGUGUCAAUACAGAUAUGGGUACUACCUGGGUCCCAGUGGCUGCCUGUCAGCAUGUCCAGUACCCAUUGGUUUGCAACAUGACAGAGGCCUUCUCCGAUCCAAGGCAGGUCUACAUAACCCAAGUUACAGCCAAGCGGCAAGGUCAGACCUCUCGACCAACGACAGUCUCAGGAUUCCUGCCCAUCAAAGACACUCACCUGGACCUACCAGUGGUGGCUGUAACCCCUUGUGGAAAAAAUCUGUGUGUGGACCUUCUGCCUCAACUGCAGCAUCUGAGGGAAUUCUACAACUCACUCAGUUACCAACUCAGGAUCAACAGCAGUGGUGCGGCCAGAGCUCUGUUUUUUCAGGAAACCAAAUCUCUGAAGGGAACUGUUCUGAAGAACCUUGCUCCCGGCAGGCAAUACUGCAUCUCAGUUCGGAUCUCUGACAGCCUUGUCCCAAGGGAGUCCAACUACAGCCACCAUGAUUGUGCCAUUACCCCAGGGAAUUACAAAUCAGACCCGGUGAUCUCAGCUGUGUUGUGUAUUUUGUCCAUUGUUGGUCUCAUCGUUGUGAUCCUCCUGGCCUAUACUGGAUUCAUCUGUCUAAGAAAGAGUCAUGUGCCUUCAGUUCUGACAUCCAUCCAUCACAGUAAAGAGGUCCGGGUUUUUGUGCCCCACAAAGCCUUCUUGUCUUCCCUCUCAAUGAUACCAACACUGCACUCUCCAAGUGAAGAGAAGGACUGUCGAACAUCAGCUCUUUGGGAUGUAGAAGACUCUUCUGGCUAUGGAAGUGAUUACAAAAUGCAUUUGGCCGCCAACUUACUCUCCUCGUCGUCCCCAACACUUCCUUUAUUAGCUCAGCCUGAACCACUCCCAAGCAACACUUCAAACUCAAACUCUGGCUUUUUCUCUGUAGGUGUUUUUUGUCCACAGCCUCAAGCCUAUUUAAAUGGUGCAUCCAAACAGUCAACCAUAGACACAGCCUCACUUUCUGACUGUCUCUUGAACUCAGCCAACAGUCCGGUUUCAUACCAAGCUAGUUUAACGGCAGAGAGGAUACAGCCGAUCGAGCUGGAAAUUGGGGUGGUUGGAAAAACAGACAACAGAGAUGUUAACCUCCACUCUCUAAUUUUGGGAAGGUAUGUGGAGGAAACGGAGGAGAAAAACAUUUUUGACCAAUCGAAUGUGGAUGCCAUCGAUUGGGAGGAGCAUGACGGCAUGUCAGUGAUGGUUCCAGAAACUUGCAACACUACCGAAGGACCCAUUGAAGGAACCUCCUGCCCUGUUGAUGAUGAUGAUCAGCAAUGUGAAUAUUUUUCAUACAUAAGCCGCCCAUCAUGUACCUUGUAGGAUAUACUAUAUAUUCCAGGUCAGUUUUGUGUCAGCUAGUGAAAGUACUGAUCAAAAUUCAUUUCCAUCAAAUCUCGAACUUCAAAACUCUGUGUUAUACAGUUAAUUUGGGAUUAAUUUACCCUUUAAAGAAACACAUUUGGAGUAUUAAAAUUUGAAUCUCAGUUGAACCGACAAACAAGAAUCCAAAAGGAGCUGCCUUGAAGAUGUUAAGAGUGACUAAGUCUGCGAGGAUCACAAAAUGGAACCUCUAAGGUGGAAUGAAUCUCGUCAGGGGUGGUGGUUCACCUCAGAUUGGGAAAGUACAUAUCCAUAGUAAAUAAUGGAACUGUCAUCAUCAUCAUAAAACAUCUCACUGUACAAGUAAUGACUUCAUUAACACACUACUUUCUAGCACGCUUGCUAUGCAGUCUGUAUGCUGUAUAUUUUAGUGAGCGGUACUGUGGGGCACGUGGUGUUUCUGCUUCAUAGUUGUAGGCAUAGUCAGCCCCAGGCAUGAGUGACCUGAGUGGUUGCUUGUAGGGGUGUCGCGAUCUGAUCUUUGAGAACGGAUAUCACCAAAAAGAAAAAACGAGUGACAUUAAACAAUAGUGCAUAGCAUUAACAAAAAAGACCUGAAAAUAAUACCUUUGCUAACCUGCCACAGGUUGUCCGCUGUCUGUCGAUGGAGCUCCAGAGUAAAAGACUCUAUGCUCCCGCGGUCGCGCGUCCGACAACGCCCGCAUCACAUCACGCGACCGACGAAUUGCCCCACGCAGCAUGUCUGCAUAGCUUGCCGCACACCCGACGGCGCGGGGAUCAUCUCUCAUGAUUGGUCCGUUUUACUCACAUGCUGUGAUGACGUACCAGCGUGCCCAUUGGUUCUACAUACCAUCUACGUCGCCGCCUUCUCGAUCGAUUUUGCAGCAUAAUUAAACGUAUCAUCUGGUCAUCUAGGUCCAUUUGUUCUGUCGCGGUCGCCAUUGUUGUUGCUUUGUUCCUUGUUACUGAAAGGAAAGUAAAAACGGCUACUGGAAAUGGCCCAAAAAAAAUGCAGCGGAAACUCCACCCUGUGGUGUCCUAUUCAAUACCAGCCGUAGCGACACCCCCUGACUUGGAGGGGAACUGCAGCACAUUUUCAAAACAGUGCAAGUGGGUUGAAAACUACGCGCGGGACAGCCGCAGUAACGUCAGCGCGCAAGUAUAUAAACAAGCCUGAAGGAGUCUAUGAUUGCCAGCUUCAUGGCUCACCUCCCUCGACUCCCGAGAUCAUGAAUGAGCAGACUUGCGAUGAAGACGGCUGUAGCUCCCUUGGGGGACACACUGGGGUGCGAUCCGGCUACCUGCUGCAUAGCACCACCUGGGUCGAGGUGGCUGAGGAUUCUGCUCCCAGAGGUUACGCUUCUCCUAAUGUUCCUUCUAUACAACCUCUGUAACACCCCCCCCUACACACACAUACAAACCACCACUCUCAUAGAAGAAGACUAUUAUCGUAUUCAUUAUUUCAAUGCCAUCACACAAUUCAGGAAUAUUACCGAACAUCAUCCCACCUGGUCACUGCCACAACACCACAAACCACAUUACAUUACAUUAUAAAAAAAGCCAUUAAACCAUCCAUCAUCCUCAAUAUGGCACUUUUAAAUGUAUGCUCUUUGUUGUAAAUGAUCACAUUUUAGAUCAUAAACUUGACUGUUUGUUUUUAACUGACACUUGGCCGGGUCCAGCUGCAUCUCCAGUUCUUAGACAGACCUCUCCACCAUAUUAGCUUCUCCAUCUCUGUGCGAGAUAGUGGGAGGGGAGGCAGGAAAGCGUCAAUAAGAAUGAACACACUGACCGCCAAACCCAUUUCAUUUGACCUCUGGACUUAGUUUUUUCUUAUUGCUUGUCUGUUUCGUUUUGUUGACUUGGCUGUUUCUGACCACUGCUGCGUUUCUUUUUUUUUUAAUAGAUAUAUUACCAGUUUUAUUCAGUGGCAGCCUUAUGUGCGUGCGAACUGUAAGGAAACUAUCUCACCUCUGAAAUGACUGCAAACUUCACUAAUGUUCUCAUCUCACCUCCACCCUUGAAUGGUUUGGUUGGUGAUUUUAACUUCAGAGGAGCUUGGACUCAGUUGCCCCAGCAAAUACAAAUGUUAAACAAAAACAAACUUUCCUUGGAAAACGGAAGAAGACUGAAAAAAGGCUGAAGGGUAGCCCAGAGAAAAUGUAGGAAGAGUAAAAACACUCAAUUAUCAAAUAGUCUGCACAAUUUAAACUCGUUAACACAAUGCUGUGAGAAUUUGAAGGAAUGUGUACUUCUCCAAAAUGAUCACUGACCACAAAAAUAACCCCAAAAGUUGUAUUUUCCAUCAUUAACCACAUUUCGACUCCCGUUUUAAACAGCUUACUGUGAAUCCCAACAUAUUUUCUUCGUGAGGGAUUUCACAGAUCACUCGAGAGGAAAGAUUAACAGUAUCAGAUGUCAUAUUUUACCAAGUUGUGAUAUGUUUUUAAAUACAUAAUGUUUGUCUUUACACUGGACAGUUUUGUCCUGGCCAAUGCUGAGAUGCUGAUAAGGUUCUCUUGACAGUGAGGCUCAUUAUGUCUUCUGGACCCCUUCCCAUCCAUUUUCCUCACCAGAGUCACAGGCGUGCUAGCGCUUAUCUCCGCUAACUCGGGGUGAAAGGCAUGAAACACCCUGAACUGGUCGCCAGUCAAUUGCAAUUUGAAGAGCAAUUUAGAUUUUAACAAUCUUGACAAUUACCAAAUCACAAACAUUUCUUUACUAUGUAGUGUACAAGAUUGUGCGUUGGCCACAGCAAGGCUAUGAUUUAGCAUUAAUAAAUAACGUUUUUCGGCCUUUUUAUCUCAAUGUCAAAAAUCUUUUGGUCCGAAACACAAAAUUCACUAUUGGCUCAAACAUUUUGGCCGGUGAAAUGUCAGUGCAUUGCUAAUUUUAACAAUUUAUUCAUCUUGCUUACUUUCUUUUACAAAUCAAAGGAAGAUUGGACAUUGUGUAAAAUGUAAAUAAGAAUACUAUGAUUUGCAAGUCAUUUUUAAUAUAUUACAAAGGCAAGAUAUUUUUAAUGUUCAAACUGAUAAGCUUUGUUUUUUGCAAAUAUUCACUCAUUUCAAAUUUGAUGCCUGCAACAUUGCAAAAAAAGCAGGGAAAGGGGGACGUUUACCACAGUGUUCCAUCACCUUUCCUUUUAGCAAUAUUCAAUUGGUGCUUGGGAACUAAGGACACUAAUGGUUGAAGGUUUGUAGGUGGAAUUUUUUUCCCAUGCUUGCUUGAUGUACAAAUUAAUUUGCUCAACACCCCGGGGUCUUCGUCAUCGUAUUUUGCACUUCAUAAUGUGCCACACAUUUUCAAUGGGAGACAGGUCUGGACUGGACUGCUAGCAGGCCAGUCUGAUACUCACACUCUUGUCUUGCUGAAAUAAGCGGGGAUGUCCCUGAAAAGCACGUUGCUUGGAUGGCAGCAUAUGUUGCUCCAAAACCUGUAUGUACCUUUUAGCAUUAAUGGUGUCUUCACAGACAUGCACAUUAUCGAUGCCUUGGGCACCAACACAUUCCAAUUGCGUCACAGAUGCUGGCUUUUGAACUUUGCACCGAUCCGGAUGGUCCUUUUCCUCUUCGUCCCAAAGGACACAACGUCCAUGAUUUACCAAAACAAUUUGUUAUGGGGACUCAGACCACGGCACACUUUUCCACUUUGGAUCAGUCCAUCUCAGAUGAGCUCAGGCCCAAAGAAGCCGGUGGCGUUUCUGGGUGUUGAUAUAUUAUUUUCUCUUUACAUGGUAGAGUUUUUUUCUUCCAUUUGUAAUUGUAGCGACAAACUGUGUUAACCGACAAUGUUCCUGAGCCCACAUGGCAAUAUCCUUCACACAAUGAUGCAGUUUUGAAUACAGUGCCGCCUGAAGGAUCGAAGGUCACAGGAAUGUAAUGUUGGUUUUUGCCCUUUGCGCUUAGGUGCAGAGAUUUCUCCAGAUUUGAUGAUGAAAUCCCUAAAUUCCUUGCAACUUUAUGUUCAGAAACGUUCUUAAACUGUUGGACUAUUUGCUCACACAGUUGUUCAAAGUGUUGAAGCUCGCACAAUCCUUACUUGUCAACUGAGCCUUUUGGGGAUUCUCCUUUUAUACACAAUCUGAUACUCAUCUGUUUCCAAUUAACCUGCUCAGCAAUGGAAUGUUCCAAACUGUUUUUUGAGCAACAAAACACUUUCUGUGUUUUGUUGCCCCUGUCCUAGCUUUUUUUGGAACACGUUGCAGGCAUCAAAUUCAAAAUGAAAGAAUAUUAGCAACAAAAAAAUAAUAACCUGAAAUAUAAUAGUCUCUUGUAAAGCAAUAAACACAUCGGGGGAGGGGUCACGCGAGUUCACCCCUAGAACAUUCCCGGGCAAAUGUCUGGGAGAGAGGAGGGGUGACUGUUUUUGAAUGGCCCAGCCAGAGCCCUGACUUAAACCCAAUUGAGCAUCUCUGGAGAGACCUGAAAAUGGUUGUCCACAAACAUUCACCAUCCAACCUAACAAAACUGGAGAGGAUCUCCAAGGAGGACUGGCAGAGGAGCCCCAAACCCAGGUGUGAAAAACUUGUUACAUCAUUCCCAAAAAGAGUCAUGGCUGUAUUAGCUGAAAAGGGUGCUUCUACUAAAUAAUGAGCAAAGGGUCUGAAUACUUAUGGCUGUGUGAUAUUUCAGUUUUUCAUCAAUCUGCAAAGCUUUCCACAAUUCCGUUUUUUUCUGUCAAUAUGGGGUGCUCUGUGUACAUUAAUGCUUUCGUUGCUAGGAUAAUCAGAAAGAUUUUUGACACAUAGCAGCUAUCAACAUUAAACCAUUACUUUUCAUUACUAUUGACAAAGGUAGAAAACAAAUAUCUUACCAUGUCACCAUCUGAAGGAGAAGUUUGGAUGGCUAAUGUUCCAGUAUGCAUUAAGACCAUAUAUGUCACGAUUCAAAGUCAUGGGAAUUGGAUUGGAGCCAUUGCGCGUUGGCUCUGGGAAGGAUAUCCAAGGCGAGGUGGUGGACCAUCUGGACAAGGAGCGAGCAGGAAGCAGGAACGUGAGCAGGUGAUGAAGCAGACAGCGAGCACGGGAGGAACACUGGAGACGGAAGAGAAGCAGAUCGGGUGAGUAUAGAUGCGGGUCGUCUGAUAGUUACUUGCAUACCACAAAAACAUGGAAGUAUGACAGGCUUUAAAUGCAGGCAGUAAUGCGUGAUGGUUGAAGACAGGUGCACGGGCCAGGUGAUGCUUAUUGCCGGGGCGAGGGAGAGACGAGGUGCAAGGCGCCGCCACCCAAAGUCCAAAAGAGGAACUGCAUGGCAUGGAUCAUGACAAUAUAUCUCCCUAGCUUUAAAACACUAAAAACAGCAUUUACCCCAAAAAAUGGGGUGUCUUCUUAGAUAUGUAAUACGUUUUUGAGCUAUUAUAAUAGUUGAACAGACUAUUAUCCCGGACUUUUUGGUUUCAAAAUUAAUUAUCCAACAUAUUGUUCUGUAUAUGCAGUAAUAUGUUAAGCCAAUUAAACAAUUAUAUGGUUUCACAGUCAUAUUGACCUUCUGAGGGAGCUGACACUUAAAAAAACAACACAUUUGUGUACUCAUCAUUAACUUUAAGUUAGACAACUCAAAAAAAAAAAAACUUUCUGUAAGUUUGAUAGAUCGAUGAAGUCAAACAAGUCUGCAAUAAAAAUUUUAUCCAUAGCGAUUCAGCUUUAAAACAAUAAAAGCAUAAUUUACCAACAAACUAAUGUUAUAGCACUUACACGCUGGGAGAGCUAGGUGUGCAUAGGUCCGUAAGUCUAAAGACUAUAUCAAAUAUCUUGUAAGUAAUAUUUUGCAACAGCCAUACGAGUAUAAAAAAAAAUGUAACCGGUAGCAAAAGCAAAAGAAAAUUACUCGCCAUUCAAUUGUGUGAUAUACAGUAGAUGUUGAGAACGCAGUAAGUAAGGAGAAGGUAGGCCUAAAAACUUCAUACUUUUUAAAAUUUUUUACUGGCAUACAGGUGUGUAAAGAAGUUAAACCACUUUGAUAAAACAACAACUUUCACAACCGAUAUAGUUCCCUGUUAUUUUGAAGUUAUUUCAGAAAGUUGCUACUUGGGCCGUUAACUAGAUUCUAAAUGUAUUUCGUUAUUAGUAUAUAGAUAGAUAGAUAGAUGGAUAUAGAUAGCUGGAUAUAGCUAGCUAGAUAGCUGGAUAUAGCGAGGAAGCUAGAUAGAUAGCUGGAUAUAGCGAGAUAGCUAGAUAGAUAGCUGGAUAUAGCGAGAUAGCUAGAUAGAUAGCUGGAUAUAGCGAGAUAGCUAGCUAGAUAGCUGGAUAUAGCGAGAUAGCUAGCUGGAUAGCUGGAUAUAGCUAGAUAUAGCGAGAUAGCUAGCUGGAUAUAGCUAGAUAGCUAGCUGGAUAUAGCUAGCAAGAUAGCUGGAUAUAGCUAGAUAGAUAGCUGGAUAUAGCUAGAUAGACAGUCGGGACCCGUUGUUUAAAUUGUAGCUGAAACAACCUUUUGAGAAUUGGGGUAAAAUAUUUAUGAGCUGUGUGGAUAAAGUGUUAUUUCUGCUAACAUCAAUAACAUUGUGCUCAUUAGUCUUAAAAUACAAGGGACAUUUUUCCAUUAUCAGAAAAAAGGCACUUUAAUAGAUAGCGUUUGGCAAGGGCUAAAGCAUCAAAUAAUCAAAAUUAUGAAUUUCACAAAAAGGAACUGUACAUGAAACAUCUGCACCCUCAUAAAUGAAAUAAAAUGUUUCAGGCCGAUUCUCUGAGAUGAAAACCAAAACAGUCCAAAAACUGAAAAUUCAAAACAUGAAAAUAAAAACACUAAAUUAGUAUUUGACUAGGCCAGAAACAUCAAAUAACAAAAAAAAAUGAAAUUCACAGAAAUGAACUGUAAAUGGCGGCAUGGUGGACGACUGGUUAGAGCGUCUGCCUCACACUUCUGAGGACCGAGGUACAAAUCCCGACCCCGCCUGUGUAGAGUUUGCAUGUUCUCCCCGUGCCUGCGUGGGUUUUCUCCAGGCACUCCGGUUACCUCCCACAUCCCCAAAACAUGCAUGGUAGGGUGAUUGAAGACUCUAAAUUGCCCGUAGGUGUGAAUGUGAGUGCGAGUGGUUGUUUGUUUGUAUGUUCCCCGCGAUUGGCUGGCAACCAGUUCAGGUUGUAACCCGCCUCCUGCCCAAAGAUAGGAUAGGCUCCAGCACGCCCGCGACCCUUGUGAGGAUAAGCGGCUCAGAAAAUGGAUGGAUGGAUGGAUGGAACUGUAAAUGAAACAUCUACUCACUCAUAAAUGAGAUAAAAUGAAAUAGAAAUUCUGGAAGGAGCUAGACGAAGUAGUUCUGAUCAUCCCAGACAGAGAGAGAGUCGUAAUUGGUGCAGAUUGUAAUGGACAUGUUUGUGAAGGGGGUGAUGAAGAAGUGAGGGGUAAGUACGGCAUCCGGGAAAGGAACUUGGAGACAGCAUAGGAUGAUGGUGUGUAAAAUGACUCUGGUGGUGGGGAGGAAGAUUAGGAAGACAAAGGCAGAGAAGAGAACCAUGUGGUGGAAGCUGAGACAGCACGAGUGUUGUGCAGCUUUUUGGGAAGAGGUGAGACAGGCUCUCGGUGGACCACUACAGCCAAGGUGAUCAGAGAGGCAGGGAGGAGAGUACUUGGUGUAUCUUCUGGCAGGAAAGGAGAGAAGAAGACUUGGUGGUGAAACCUCACAGUACAGGAAAUAAUACAAGUAAAAAGGUUAGCUAAGAAGAAGUGGGACACUGAGAGGACCGAGGAGAGGCGAAAGGAAUACAUUGAGAUGCGACACAGGGCAAAGGUAGAGGUGGCAAAGGCCAAACAAGAGGCAUAUGAUGACAUGUAUGGCAGGUUGGACACUAAAGAAGGAGAAAAGGAUCUAUACAGGCUGGCCAGACGGAGAGAUAGAGAUGGGAAGGAUGUGCAGCAGGUUAGGAUGAUUAAGGAUAGAGAUGGAAAUAUGUUGACUGGUGCCAGCAGUGUGCUAGCUAGAUGCAAAGAAUACUUCGAGGAGUUGAUGAAUGAGGAAAAUGAGAGUAGAAGAGGCAAGUGUGGUAGACCAGGAAGUGGCAAUGAUUAGUAAGGGGGAAGUUAGGAAGGCAUUAAAGAGGAUGAAAAAUGGAAAGGCAGUUGGUCCUGAUGACAUUCCUGUGGAGGUAUGGAAGCAUCUAGGAGAGGUGGCUGUGGAGUUUUUGACCAGCUUGUUCAAUAGAAUUCUAGUGCGUGAGAAGAUGCCUGAGGAAUGGAGGACAAGUGUUCUGGUGCCCAUUUUUAAGAACAAAGGUGAUGUGCAGAGCUGUGGGAACUAUGGAGGAAUAAAGUUGAUGAGCCACACAAUGAAGUUAUGGGAAAGAGUAGUGGCGGCUAGACUCAGGACAGAAGUGAGUAUUUGCGAGCAACAGUAUGGUUUCCUGCCUCGAAAGAGUACCACAGAUGCAUUAUUUGCCUUGAGGAUGUUGAUGGAAAAGUACAGAAAAGGUCAGAAGGAGCUACAUUGUGUCUUUGUAGAUCUAGAGAAAGCCUAUGACAGAGUACCCAGACAGGAACUGUGGUACUGCAUGCGAGGUGUUCAAGGAUGAAGUCUGGAGUGGCAGAGAAGUAUGUUAGAAUAUUACAGGACAUGUACGAGGGCAGCAGAACAGCGGUGAGGUGUGCUGUGACAGAUGAAUUUUAAGGUGGAGGUGGGACUGCAUCAGGGAUCAGCCCUGAGCCUGGUGAUGGAUAGGCUGACAGAUGAGGUUAGACUGGAAUCCCCGUGGACCAUGAUGUUUGCAGAUGACAUUUUGAUCUGCAGUGAAAGCAGGGAGCAGCUGGAGGAACAGUUAGAAAUAUGGAGGCAUGCACUGGAAAGAAGAGGAAUGAAGAUUAGCCGAAGUAAGACAGAAUAUAUGUCCAUGAAUGAGAGGGCUAGUGGGGGAAGAUUGAGGCUACAGGGAGAUGAGAUAGCAAGGAUGGAGGACUUUAAAUACUAGGGGUCAACUGUCCAGAGCAAUGGGGAGUGUGGUCAGGAAGAGAAGAAACGGGUCCAAGCAGGUUGGAACAGGUGGAGGAAGGUGUCAGGUGUGUUAUGUGACAGACGAGUCUCUGCUUGGAUGAAGGGCAAAGUUUAUAAAACAGUGGUGAGACCAGCCAUGAUGUACGGAUUAGAGACAGUGGCACUGAAGAGACAACAGGAAGCAGAGCUGGAGGUGGCAGAAAUGAAGAUGUUGAGGUUCGCUCUCUGAGUGACCAGGUUGGAUAAAAUUAGAAAUGAGCUCAUCAGAGGGACAGCCAAGGUUCGAUGUUUUGGAGACAAGGUUAGAGAGAGCAGACUUCGAUGGUUUGGACACGUCCGAAGGGGAGAGAGUGAGUAUAUUGGUAGAAGGAUGAUGAGGAUGGAGCUGCCAGGCAAAAGAGCUAGAGGCAGACCAAGAGAAGGUUGAUGGAUGUCGUGAGGGAAGAUAUGAUGGCAGUUGGUGUUCCAGAGGAGGAUGCGGGAGAUAGGCUUACAUGGAAAAGGAUGAUGCGCUGUUGCGACCACGAAAGGGACAAGCCCAAAGGAAAAGAAGAAGAGUGUAAAAGAUGCAGAGUCCUCUAGCACUUAGACCAGUUUGAAUGACUAAUAUAGCAAUAGUCCGGUGCAAUGACCAUUGUGCAAAGGGCGCCGAGACUUCGAGGAGUGUAUGCAGUUUAAAGUGACGAGUAGUGCGAUAAUCUGGGACAAUGUUGAUUGUGCAAAUGUUGCAGAUACUCCUCAAUCAGUGUGCAAAUGGAGCAGAUGCUACUCUGGCAUGAGUGGCCAGUAUUGGUCAACAACAGAUAUGCAAAUAGUGCAGCGUGGCGAGACUACUACAGUGAGUGCACGAGUAAUGUUUGAUUGGCCCCACAGAAAUGUGACAAUGAACUCAAGUAAAAAAAAUUGCCAGCAUGUUGUAAUGGAAUUGUAGGUUAGGUGUUUAAGAAGUUGAUCGCAAUCGGGAAGAAGCUGUUGGAAUGUCUGCUAGUUCUAGUUUGCAUUGAUCGGUAGCGCCAACCUGAGGGAAGGAGCUGGAAGAGCUGGUGACCGGGAUGCGGAGGGUCCGAGAGGAUUUUGCACGCUUUUGUCUUAGUUCUGGCAGCGUACAAGUCCUCAAGGGUGGGUAGGUGGGUACCGACAAUCCUUUCAGCAGUUUUGAUUGUCCGUUGCAGUCGGAGUUUGUCCUUUUUUGUAGCAGCACCAAACCAGACUGUGAUGGAAGAACACAGGACUGAUUUGAUGACCGCUGUGUAGAACUGCCUCAGCAGCUCCCGUGGCAGGCCGUGCUUUCUCAGAAGCCGCAGGAAGUACAUCCUCUGCUGGGCCUUUUUGACGACGGAGUUGAUGUUGGUCGCCCACUUCAAGUCCUGAGAGACUGCAAUUUCCAGGAACUUGAAGGUCUCGACAGUUGACACGAGGCAGCUGGACAGCGUGAGGGGCAGCUGUGGCGAAGGAUGCCUCCCGAAGUCCACGAUCAUCUCUACAGUCUUGAGCGUGUGCAGCUCCAGGUUGUGUCGGCCGCACCACAGGUCCAGCCGCUCCGCUAUGCAGACUCGUUACCGUCCUUGAUGAGUCCGAUGACAGUGGUGUCAUCUGCAAACUUGAGGAGUUUGACAGCCGGGUGCGCGGAGGUGCAGUCGUUCAUGUAGAGAGAGAAGAGCAGCGGAGAGAGGACACAACCUUGGGGCGCCCCAGUGCUGAUGCUGCAUGUGGAUGAGGUGGUCUCUCCCAGCCUCACCUGCUGUGUCCUGCCCGUCAGGAAGCUGUAAAUCCACUGGCAGAUGGCAGGUGAGACGCUGAGCUGGAGAAGCUUGGAUGAAAGGAGUUCAGGGAUGAUGGUGAUGAACGUUGAGCUGAAGUCCACAAACAGGAUCCUCGUGUAGGUCCCUGCACUGUCGAGGUGUUCAAGGAUGAAGUCCAGUCCCAUGUUGGCUGCAUCAUCCGCAGACCUGUUUGCUCGGCAGGCAAACUGCAGGUGGUCCAGCACGAGACGUUCAAAGGACUUCAUGACCACAGAUGUCAAGGCGACAACCUGUAGUCAUUUAGACCCGGGAUUGUAGGUUUCUUGGGGACUGAAAUGAUGGUGGAGCGUUUGAAACAGGAUCAUACUUCGCACAGUUCCAGAGAUCUAUUGAAGAUCUGAGUGAGGACUGGCGUGAGCUGGUCCGCGCAGACUUUUGAGGCAGGAUGGGGACACAUGGUCUGGGCCUGCCGCUUUGUAAAUCUUUUGUUGUUUGAAGAUGCGUCUCACAUCCUGUUCGUGGAUGGUUAACGCAGAAGUCAGAGGUGUGAUUGUGGUCGGUGAUGUGCCUGGCUGGGUGGGUGUAAAAGUGUCCUUUUCAAAUCUGAAGUAGAAGGUAUUCAAGUCGUUGGGUAGUGUGCUAUUGUUCUCAGCUUGGGGGGAUCAUCACUUGUAAUUAGUCAACGAUUGGAAUGCAUGCCAGACUGAUUCAGAGUCGUUAGCGCUAAACUGUUUUUCCAACUUUGCUGCAUAGUUCCUCUUUGCAAUGUUAAUUUCUUUAGUCAGCAGGUUCCUAGCUCAAUUAUACACGGCCCUGUCCCCGCUCUGAUAUGCGUCCUCCUUAGCUUGGCGAAGCUGCUUAAGUUUGGCAGUGAACCACGGCUUGUUGUUGUUUCACCCAUAGGAGCUAUUCUAAGGCCUUUGUUCUCCUUGGAGUUUCACUUCCUCUUUUGAUCUUCACCUUAGCUUGUCUAACCCAGUUUAGUCCAGUUUUACUUCCCCAUGUAAGUGAGUACAUUUCAACUCUCUCACUAUUACCACACAGCGUUUCUCCUGCGUUACUAUGGAUACGACCUACAAUAACUUGUUAGCCAACACUCUCUCCUGCUCCGAGGGGGAAAAAAAGCUCACUUCUGAUCAAUCUUUCCUGAAAUAAUACAUGUAUGCAUAACAUAUACUCCCAUAUCCUGAAACAUACAUGACACAAAAUACUUCAUUUGCAGCAUUUCAUUGUCAAUUUCUCACUUGUACACUGAAAGGUCGUAUUGCUUCAUCAUCUUUCACUCACAAAUACCAGUGUGGACACAGAUAAUUGUGGGCUCCUAAUCCUUAGUGACCAACAAUAUUUGUAAUAAACUGUUACAGGUUAAAUAUGUCUGCUAAUAUGCAUUAAGCAAGCAAAUGAGUAUGAGUUUUCUCCGGGCACUCCGGUUUCCUCCCACAUCCCAAAAACAUGCGUGGUAGGUUCAUUGACUACUCUAAAUUGCUGGGAUAGGCUCGAGCAGCCCGCGACCCUAGUGAGGAGAAGCGGCUCAGAAAAUGGAUGGAUGGAUGGAUGAGUAGGAGACUAUAGUGGCAUGACAUGUUAGAUCUCCACUUUGGCACCAUCUGCUGGACGUUUUACAGUACAGGUGGUUUACCAUAACUGGGCCUGAUCCCAGUCGAAUUUUAGACAUAAUUCAUACUAUCAAUUAUACCAAUUUAGACAUAAUUUGUACUAUCAAUUAUACUAAUAUUUUCCAUUAGUUUUCGCCACUACUCAACUAUAUAUAUCUAUGACACUAAGGAUUUAUCAUUCAUUAAUUUUCCGUAGCACUUAUCCUCACUCGGGUCGCGGGCAUUCUGGAGCCUAUCCCAGUCUUCGGGCGAGAGGCGGGGAACACCCUGAACUGGUCGCCAUCUCUCUCUCUCUCUCUCUCUCUCUCUCUCUCUUUCUCUCUCUCUAUAUAUAUAUAUAUAUAUAUAUAUACAUAAAUCCAUGACUACAUAUAUAUGUCAUGCAUGAACUAACAUGCGUCGAUCUUUACCUGCAGACUUAUCAGUGACAUACAAAGAAAGAAGAUAUGCUCUCAUUGUUCUCAAAAUGGAACAUUAGUGUAUUAACAAGUUUAGCCACCUUUCACAAAUUGUGUUUUAUUUCGCAUUCAUAUUGUGCAUCAAACCUUGUACAAAGAGGAACCUCGGCAGUCUAAUUCUUGUAAUUGUAAUUAAGCAACUUGUGCGAAGUGUUGCCAUUUUAUUUUAAAAAGUUAAAAUAAAAACUAAUACCCUAGUAUUCAAUUAUACUUGCCUCCAAUGUCUUGAUUCGAUUGAUGGAGGCGAAACACAAAUCCACAGGGAAACAGCUCCUAGCACCUUUUGCACAAGGUCCCAACUUCAUUGGAAUUGUAUUAGUCAGGUUACCUCAUGAUUUCAGCAUGGUUCAACUCAGGCCUCGUCCACCCAUGAUGAGUUCAAUGCUUCAGUGUUCCAAAUAAAACACUUGUUUCUGCUUUGAUGAAAUAUUUUUUUCUUAUACACGGACGUAGCAUAUUUCAAACAGAUGCAGGUAGAAUACAGAACUAUUCACUGAUUGAAUGAGGAUUUUAAUCACCAAAAAGAAGAGUAGAUUCCACUACGAGGCAUGACACAAUCGGAACCGUUGUAGCGGAUACGCCCUAUGGGACAUGUUCGAGGCCCCAAGAGCCGAUGGCCUUUGCAGUCCUGCUUCCUGAAGCCUCAGCCGGGCGGCCUGUUUUCACGGCACACACGAAACCUGGUUUAUAUAAUCUGAAAUCAUAAAUACUGGUUGCAAGUUUGGGGUAAGGAAGUCAUUGAUGACUGUUGAACAAUGGAACAUGGUCACCCAGAACCCCCCACUCUGCCCAACCCCCAGUGGUGAUUAGAGACACUGCCUGUGGAAAUUCAAAUGGCAAUGAAGAAUUCCCACGCUUGUAACCAACAAAACAAACAUUCAUGAAUAUUUUAAAAUAAAUAUAUACUUUGAUGUCUGUGUCAUUGUGUCAGUUUUACAGUUCCGGCUACGAGACUUUGAGAACGGUUCCUCUUGAUUUGAAGCCAAGCAGUACGAAGUGAUGUUGUAUUGAACAAUACAUAGUUGGUUUGCCAAGACUAAAGUUUAAGCAAUCAUUUUACAUUCUUGAUCCAUGAAUGAGAGAAAGUUUCAUAGUUGGGAAUUGUUUUUUUUUAAUAUGCCGAGUCUCAACCUCCAUUUAGGGUGUGGCUCACGCAGCUAGAACAAAAUUUCAACUGGAAACCAGAGUCGAUGGGUGUGGCCAGUACAAAAGUAGAAAGUACAAAUCUGUGCAUAGUAGUCUGCGUUUAAGUUAGCAAGCUCACACGAGUCCCAACUUUGCUCUCCCUAAGAUUCAACUCAUUCCACGAUAACAUUACGAGUUCAGUCAUAUACCCUAUAUCUUGUUCUUUACGUACGUUUGUCUGUAAUUUUUAUAGUAGAGUCCCUCUGUAUGUUACCCGAUAGUUACCUCUGUUGAUUUAAUUACAUUUUCUCUAAAAUUCCACUUCCUGUUGUGCUUUGUGUGUGUUUGAGUAAAACUGUAAAAUCGCUGUAAUCGAGAACUCUUAUUUUCCCCCAAGUAGCAGCCUUCUAACGUAUUGAGAUUGAUUGAGAUUGAGCUGUGUGGGAGCGAGAGCUCUGUAUACCACUGUCGGAGCACAGCCCCUGGAGGAAGAGGUCCUACACACUGUCGUCAUCGAAGUGGAAGGAAUCCUUAACAUAGCCUUUCCCUCAGAUGUCAGUGACCCCAAUCAUGUGACGUCCAACUGUUUGCUGAUGGUGCGGCAAGAUGGUUCCCUGCCACAAGUCGUGUACCCCGGGGGGAGCUACACACCCACUGACGGUGGAAGCAUGCCCAGGUGCUUGCUGACCACUUUUGGACCUUCAUCAGGCUGUACCUACCUGGUCUCUUGUCCCGCCGGAAGUGGCAAUCUUCUCCAGCCCACGUCGCAGAGGGCUCUGUCAUCCUGAUGCUGGAGCUCCAGCUUCCUCGGUCCCUGUGGCCUAUUGGGCGCAUCAUCACAGUACACCCCAGCGCUGAUGGUUAUAUGAGAGCUGCAAAUGAGCAGUUCAAGGACAAGAUGUACAAAAAAACGCACGUAUUUUGUGUCUUCAGGUAGGCAUGCUCGGCCAGCUAAGUCUGGGUCCUUCGUGUCUUGUGUAUGCGCGGUCGAGGGAAUGGGAAGGAGAGAGACCGGUGCUGCGAGAGGUUGUUACGAAGUUAAUUAGUGUGACGCAGUUAGAUUUACAACCCGUCAAGUCUGUUAAGACCAAAAGCUCUCUGUGUUCCUUUGCAGAGUGUGUGUCCAUGAGAGUUAAGUGGCAGCCGCCACUUCUGUGUUUAGUAUUAGGUUUGGUGAAGUUAAGUCCUCCUCCUACCUGUCGAAGUGCUAACGUUAACAUUAGCAGUUACUGCGUUAGCAUUAGCGGUUGUUAGCUAAGUACCUAUUUGUCCUUAUUUAAUGUGCCUUAUUUUCUGUAUAGUGUAUGUGAAUGUGUAACCACAUUCACACUUUAAGUGAGUAUACUUCUCUUCAGUUAGUAAUUGUCUUUGUUUCUCUUUAGUUUAGAGACAACACACACAAGACAAACUAGCAUUACACACAUACACAUGCAACAUAACCUCAGCCACCCUAAAUACCUCACAAAAGUGGACAAAAUUAACGUGAACAAUACUGGACAAUAUUCAAAGUUUAUUGGAAACUGUGGGAAUGACUGGCCCUUUAUUUGAUAAAGUUGAAUUGCAUCAUA